AUGGUUGCUUGGAGAGCUGCUGGACUCAACUACGUUAGAUUCUCGCAAAUUGCUGCCGAGAUCACCCGCAAAUGCACCAAAACCGCUGGAAAAGGAGCUGGGCGCAAAGCUGAUGCGACAAUCAAGAUGUACUCACCGAAAAAAUUAAAACUUGAUAGGCGAAUGAACGGGUUUCACAAAAAAUCAGACGAAAAUGACGUGAACGGUAUAUACCCUCCUACAGCACUCGCGCGUGAUGGAGUCAGUCCGUAUUUCAUCGGAAAACCGAAAAGAAAAAAGAAUGAAGCAGGUUCAAAUGGGCCUCCUCCUCCAUUUAAACUUGUGGAUUGUGAGAAAGAAGAGGAGAUUGUGAUCGAGGAAGACGAUACAAAUGAUUGCCAUUUUGAAAAACAAAAAUCAAUCAAAUCUUUUCUAAUAGGAAGUGAGCCGAAUAAAAAAAGCUCUCCUGAAAGGAAGUUCGUUCUCGGCAACAAAAUAAUUCCUAAAAUAUUCGAAACCAGCGUCGGAGAUGAAGAAAUAUCCGUGUCGAAGCCAUCAAAAUCAUCAAAGUCUUUCGAUUUCGCCGGAGAUCCCAAAGUGAAUCGAAUUCGGGACAAGAUUUGUGAAAUUAUUGAUCCGACGGGCGAGAAAAGGAACAAUCCUGAAUUUAUGGAGCGAAUGAGAGAAAAAGCUUGCGAAAGUAUAGAAAAAGCAACAGAGCCAAAAAGGAAUCGAAAAAACAACAAGAAUAACUUCACUGCAAGCGCCUUAAAUAAUAUAUACCCAGCGUUUACGACGGCCAGUGGGCAAGAUGUUCACAAAUCAAAAUUUCUCAAUCCCGUUGUAGAUUCAGCGAAAUUGUCUCGUUCUAAUCUUGUUGGAUGUUCGAGAGAAUCGAGCACAAGUAGCAUACCAGGUUUACACAGAAACUGCUCGGCACCUGAAACUGUUCGGAAGCCAAAUUUGAAUGGAGGUCCACCGUUUCUGAAAAAAGCAAUGGGAAUGGAAAAUGCCGGUGGAGGAAAAGAUGAAGUUGUUGGGGGUCUUCGAGCGGAGCCAACUCUAAAAAAUUUUGAUGAAAAUAUUGUGACGUUGAUUGAAUCUGAAAUUAUGUCUGUAAAUACUGAAAUUAAUUGGUCCGAUGUCGCAGGUCUUGAAGGAGCAAAGAAAGCUUUACGUGAGAUUGUCGUCUUACCGUUCAAGAGACCCGAUGUUUUCACUGGAAUUCGUGCUCCUCCAAAAGGUGUUCUUCUAUUCGGACCUCCUGGAACCGGAAAAACAAUGAUCGGACGUUGUGUUGCGUCCCAGUGUUCUGCAACAUUUUUCAAUAUUUCGGCCAGUUCUCUAACUUCGAAAUGGGUCGGCGAAGGUGAGAAGCUUGUUCGUGCUCUGUUCGCCGUUGCCCGCGUGAAGCUGCCAAGUGUGAUUUUCAUUGACGAAAUCGAUUCAUUACUGUCUGCCAGGUCCGAAUCGGAACAUGAGUCAUCUAGACGUAUCAAAACUGAAUUCCUUGUACAACUUGAUGGUGUUGCAACAGCAUCUGAUGAGCGUUUAUUAGUAUUAGGAGCAACUAACAGACCGCAAGAGCUCGAUGAAGCGGCUCGUAGAAGAUUUGCGAAACGAUUAUAUAUCUCAUUACCCGAAUCGCAGUCGCGAACGCAGAUUGUUAAGAAUUUGCUGCGGGGAACGAAACAUAGUAUUAACGAACAUGAACUGACGAAGAUAUCAGAAAUCACCGAGGGGUAUUCCGGAGCUGACAUGCGACAACUUUGCACAGAAGCCGCGAUGGGACCCAUUCGUGAUAUUUGCGAGGAAAUCGAGACCAUUGAUAAAGAUGACAUUCGCGCUGUGAACCUUCAGGACUUUAUAGAUGCAGCGAUGGUUGUGCGGCCAACUGUUGAUGAACUACAACUGGAUGCUUACCAAAAAUGGGACCAAAAAUUUGGAUGUCUUUUACACAAAUCUUGA
Molecule: messenger RNA, 1947 nt
Organism: Caenorhabditis bovis
Lineage: Eukaryota; Metazoa; Nematoda; Chromadorea; Rhabditida; Rhabditidae
Source: the annotation of a GenBank genome assembly